AUGGCCACAGCUGCUUCGAAUCCCUACAGCAUUCUCAGCUCGACUUCCAUGGUCCACCCAGACGCCUCGGUCAUGCAACAAGGGGGGAGCCCUUUCCGAAACCACCAGAAACUGCUCCAAAGCGACUACCUGCAGGGUGUGCAGAGCAAUGGACACCCGAUCGGGCACCAGUGGGUGAGCAGCUUAGCCGAGGGCAGCCCUUGGUCGGCGUCGCUCGAGCAGCAGGACGUAAAGCCGGGACGGGAAGACCUUCAGCUCGGGGCGAUCAUCCAUCACCGCUCGGCGGCGCAUGUGGCGCACCACUCGCCGCACACGAAUCAUCAUGCGGGCGCAUGGGGCACGUCUCACAACUCAUCAUCCAUCAAUCUCUACUCCCAGACGGGUUUCUCUGUUAACGGCAUGCACGGAGGUUUAACGCCGCCGCCGCCGCCGCCACCGAGCUCUGCUCCGACCCAGAGUUUGCAUCCCGGACUACGCGAGACGCCCGAGCCCGGCGAGCUGGGAGCGCAUCACUGCCACGAUCACUCGGAUGAGGAGACGCCGACAUCCGACGAGCUCGAGCAGUUCGCCAAACAAUUCAAACAGCGCAGGAUAAAACUUGGCUUCACGCAGGCCGACGUCGGACUGGCACUGGGCACGCUUUACGGCAAUGUGUUCUCGCAGACCACGAUCUGUCGCUUCGAAGCACUGCAGCUCAGCUUUAAAAACAUGUGCAAGCUCAAACCGCUGCUGAACAAGUGGCUUGAAGAGGCUGACUCGUCCACAGGCAGCCCGAGUAGCAUCGAUAAGAUCGCAGCACAGGGCAGGAAGCGCAAGAAACGGACGUCGAUCGAGGUGAGCGUCAAGGGUGUGCUCGAAACCCACUUCUUGAAGUGCCCCAAACCAGCAGCGCAGGAGAUUUCGUCUCUGGCAGACAGCCUGCAGCUGGAGAAGGAGGUGGUGCGCGUUUGGUUUUGUAACCGACGGCAAAAAGAGAAGCGCAUGACGCCGCCGGGAGAGCAGCAAGGACAUGAGGUUUACGCACACACCGUGAACGCGGACAGCUCCUCGUGCCGUGAUCUCUGA
Molecule: messenger RNA, 1065 nt
Organism: Neoarius graeffei (lesser salmon catfish)
Lineage: Eukaryota; Metazoa; Chordata; Actinopteri; Siluriformes; Ariidae
Product: POU domain, class 3, transcription factor 4-like
Exons: 1
Coding region: 1-1065 (354 amino acids)
Biological process (GO): regulation of transcription by RNA polymerase II; brain development
Cellular component (GO): nucleus
Molecular function (GO): RNA polymerase II cis-regulatory region sequence-specific DNA binding; DNA-binding transcription factor activity, RNA polymerase II-specific
Source: RefSeq, a predicted model, not a curated record